Glossina fuscipes is the source of this 3648-nucleotide messenger RNA. RefSeq lists its product as uncharacterized. Gene Ontology annotation, biological process: BMP signaling pathway; SMAD protein signal transduction. NCBI's taxonomy places the organism in Eukaryota, Metazoa, Arthropoda, Insecta, Diptera, Glossinidae. Gene Ontology annotation, cellular component: extracellular region. The coding region runs from base 372 to 2576 and encodes 734 amino acids. The transcript has 2 exons. The record is from RefSeq and is a predicted model, not a curated record. Gene Ontology annotation, molecular function: cytokine activity; growth factor activity.
UGGUGUCGCUUUUAUACACAUUUUUUUUCUUGAUAGAUCGCUUUAAUGCUGCUAAAUAGUGGAAAGAUGAAGUGAAUAAAAAUAAUAAAAAUAUAAAUAAAUGACAUCUCAUUAAAACGUAUCAAUGUAAUUUAAAUUCGCUGUUUAAUGGAUUUAAAGGAUUUUUAGUAAAGAGAACAGAAAGAAGAUCCGAAAGUGUUUGUAAUCAAUUAUAAUAAUGUUCUUACCAGAAACUAAAAAAGAAAAUAAUGCUCUUUCAGAAUUUGAAUAGCAGCUAGUAAGCAAUAUGUAUGUAUGUAUGCUAUUCCACAUCAGGUGAAUGAUGAAUAGAAAAAAUCGAAAAUGUUUAAAUAAUCAAGAAUCACCUCAAAAUGCAAUUAAGUGUUAUAAUUGAUGAUCAGUCAAAAAGUUGUUAUUAUUGGCUACGAAAAUGUACUACAGACUUGAAGUCUGUCAAAGAGUCAAUUAAAGGCAUACAAAUAACUGCAAGAAUCUUUAAGUUAAUCCUAGUACAUAGACAAUGUUUUCUAACGAGAGGAGAUAAGUUGCGACAGAUUAACUUUCGAGUUCUGUUGGCGGUAUUCUUGACGGUCACGCUUCAUCUUACGUCUAACUCAGCUGCAGCAGCCUUAAACUUAACUGAAAAUGUCACUAUAAGUGAAAAUACUAUAUCAACAACAUUUCUCUGCUGCGCACCUAGUCUUCGUCAUAAAUGCGUUUCCCACUCUUUGGCACCUACUGAUCUUGUUAAUAGCCAUAAGCUGCGCCACUGUAAGCAGCAAAAUAAAAUUUGUAAUUGUGACUUUCUUGCAGCAAAUUUAACCAAUAUCAACAAGCAGCUGUAUCAUCAUCAUCGAAAGGGCCAUCGUGUUAACCAUUUCUAUGAUCUUCAACGAUGUCAUAAUAAAUCUAAUGAAUAUUUAGCUGCCGAACACCAGGCUUAUUUCAAUAAUAAUUCUACCUACACAAAUAGCUUGAUAGCCGCUUACAAUUAUGAUAAGUUAAUUUCUAAUUAUAAUCGAAGUAAUCAAACCAGUUUUAGAAAUAGCAGAGAUGCUAAACCAAAUCGUACUGAUGGCAAUGGUGGUGGUGGUUAUGAUAAGUACCGUUUUUAUAAUUGCUUAAAAAAAUUGAACAAUAAAGAUGAGCAGAAAGUCAGUAUUAAUAAUAAUGACUUGGCGAGCAAUAAUAACGCAGCUAACAAAUCGCUCGUUAAUAUGAGGGCACAAAAAGAUCACUUGAAGAUGCUUAAGUUAGUUAUGGACGGACUGGGCUUGCAAAAAUUGCCCAAUAUGAAAAAGAUCAACAUCAGUCAGAAAGAAUAUGCUGCCAAAUAUAGAGUAUAUUUACAACGAGUCCAUAGCCGGAAUAGGCGAGAAAGUCGCGAAUUGGUAGAUGCACCAUUACAAAUAUUAAGUGUUUCAAGUAAAGGAUAUUUGGCAUAUGAUAAUUACAAUACAAGUAAACAAUCACGAAAAAAACGUGAUUUUUUUUUAAGUGAUUUGAAUUUUUUUAAAAGUAAUAAACGAAAAAAUCAAAUUACGAGAAGUGCGCAUAAAAAACCACGAGGUGAUAGCAAACUAAAUAUACAUCUACUCUUUGCCCUCACUCCGCAGGCGCAGCAAUGGAGUGCCGGUGAUAUUGAGGAAGCUAACGUCCGACUGAUGCUUAUCCAUAAUCCUAGUUUAGCGUUACGUAACAGAAAUAAAAAGAAACAGGACAAUCGUAAAAAACAUAAAGAGGCUAAAAACAAUUCCUGCGUUAACAGGGAUACAAGUAUUAAGGAGCGUUCAAAUAACCAAAGGCUAGAUAUAUUGAAUUUGCGUGUAUUUCAUAUAACACAUCAUGGUAAACGGAGAUGGCUGGAUGGACGGAAAGUGCCUGUAAAUGUUGAUAUUGAUCAGUCGGACCAAACGAGCACUCAGUGGUUGCAAUUUAAUGUUACCAAAGCCGUGGUUUCAAUAUUGCUCUCUCAUAAAUCGCAACUUGAAGUGGAACUGCAGUGUGACAAUUGCAAGCGCCUUGGUGCACGACUCUUCAAUGACGGGUACACAUCAUCGCCUGAAUCCUUUGCUGCUACUGGCCAAGAGUCUCAUCUAAUGCCAGCCCUAAAUAUAAUUGGCCGCUUUGGACAAUCGCAAGGCAGUAUCCGCGCGCACGAAUCCUUUUCGGAAACUUCAACGGUACGCCAGUACCAUCACCAUUCAAACGCCAACCAUGGAAAACACGCGGAAACACGCCGCCACAACUGUUACAAAAUUAAUCAGCGAUGCUGUCGCCAUAGCAUGGAGGUCGUGUUUAAAGAAAUCAAAGGUUUUGAGUUCAUUUUGCAACCGAAAGCAUUCGAUGCAGGCUAUUGUCACGGACGUUGUCCACCUCGCUAUAAUCCCGCUCACCAUCAUGCAAUGCUACAAAGUUUGAUAUGGAAGCAAGAUCAUCGCAAAGCUCCGCGUCCUUGUUGUGCACCCUCUAAAUUAGAUGAGCUCGAGAUAUUGCAUGUGGAUGAGAAAGACAGUGAGAAAUUGAAAAUUUCAACAUGGAGCGAUAUGCGAGUGGUAGAAUGUGCUUGUUCUUAAGAACUCCAUCACUUUGUUAAUCGCUAUUGCAUUUAAGCAAUACACCCUCCGUUAAAAGAUGUCUAAGAUGUGCAUGCGCAUCUCCAGUUCAUUUCCGCUGGUCUUUUUUAAGUAUUUAAACUACGCCUCAGGUUCUAUAAGCAGCAUUCUAUUCCAAAAAUAAUUUAGUAUUAGCAAUUAAGUAAUUAAGGAAAACAUUAGAGUUCGCAUGAAUCCAUUUUGCAUUAUUUUGCAAAUUCAUUUAUUUUGAUCGAUUUUUUGUCCAAUUUUCUAGUGUCUUGAAGAUCAGAAUAAUGAGGAGGACAGUUUUAAUUUUGUACAGCCCCUUUCUGUAGUAUGCAAAGAAGUGCCAAUUUCAGCAGUUUGAUUUAUGUGUACAAUAAAAGAAAACACUAACACGUCUACUCUGUUUGUCACCUCUGUGUCCUCAAAACUAUGAUUGGGACGCGCAAUUAGCUCUGUUCAUGUCCCCAUUUCCCUUCCGAUCUCACCAACAGUGAAUCUAUGUUCUCCCUUUUAUUCAUAAUUCACAUCAGUUUAAAUUCACAUUCACAUAAACCAACGAAAGUAUUUUUUGCUUUUAUACGAAAGCGUGCGGUAUUGGAAUUUUCAUUUUGAUGUAGUUUGGCAACAUUUUGUAUGUAAUAGGGAAUGUAAUGAGACUACUUUUUAUACAUGUCUAAAUUAGAUAGUGUAUCAUCGUUUAAUAAAACUGUUUAUGAGCAAUAAGUAAGUUUUUUUAAUCGUUUUUAAAAUUUUUCUUAUAUGAAGUCAUUUAGUGUUUUGGGGAAUAACGUUGUGGUGUUGUUGUGAUUAUUGUUGAUAAAUCUUGUUUCUCCCUUGUUUAUCGUUUAGUUAAUGGUUGGUUAUGGAAUUCAACUAAACUGAUAUAACACCGUCGAUUCUUCAAAGAAAAAAUGUGGUACUAUCUGUUUAAGCAGAUCUUUAAAGCUUUAUCUUGCGCCCGCAUGGGCUUAAAAUAUAGCGCCGCGGCUUAUGUUCAAAAAUUAAAAAUAUUUCUUAAAUAGCAAUAGUAAUACAAUGAACACAAGAAUUUGAACAAUGAAGAUUU